AUGCCGGUCCCUCUUCACAGUGAUUCAACAUCUAAUAUAAAAAAUGACACAAAAGAAUAUGGAUAUCUUAAGAAUAUAGAUAUAAUUAUUUGGGAUGAAGCACCUAUGGCACCACGACAUAAGUUAGAAUUAGUCAAUCGUACACUGUGUGACAUAAUGAAUAAUGAUUUACCAUUUGGUGGGAAAAUAGUAGUUCUUGGUGGUGAUUUUCGGCAAUUGCUUCCGAUUAAGGUAAAUGCAACACGUAGCGAAACAAUAAAUUUAUCAAUUAAAUUCAGUUCUUCAUGGAAGUGCUUCACAAAGUUUACUUUAACACAUAAUAUGCGAGCACUACCGGAAGAAAAAGAAUUCGUUAAAUUUCUAUUGACCAUAGGUAAUGUUACUUCAAAUAAUAGAGAUGAUUAUGCAGAUAUUCCGGAAAACUGUAUUCCACCAAAUAAUUCUAACAUCGUUCAUGACAUAUAUGGUGAUUUGAUUAAAAAUAAACAUUAUGAUGAUUUUACAAAAGUAGCAAUUCUGUCUCCUAGAGAUGCUGAUGUUAACGAAAUAAAUGACCAAGUAAUUGAUCUACUGGACGUUACAACUGAAAAAAAUUAUACAACCUUGCAAGCCACGCGCCAAGAAUCGUCACUCACGAGUACAAUCUCACGACCUCCAAAUACAAUACCAAUAUCAUUGAAUUCGGGAACGGCAAUACAACCUAGAAAUCAUCUAUCUUUGCCAAAUAGUUACAUUUCUAGCACAUUGAUGCCCAGAGAAGUGUUUCCAGCGGCUGCUGUCUCACAAGCUGCAAAUCCCCUCACGGCUGACCGUUUUGCCUUGUGGCAGUCAACGGCUAAUGCACUCAAUUCCAACUACAAUAAUUCGAGCUCUGUGAACCUGGCAAUUGACCCUUGA
This is a messenger RNA of Microplitis demolitor, 897 nucleotides long. RefSeq lists its product as uncharacterized. NCBI's taxonomy places the organism in Eukaryota, Metazoa, Arthropoda, Insecta, Hymenoptera, Braconidae. Gene Ontology annotation, molecular function: DNA helicase activity. The record is from RefSeq and is a predicted model, not a curated record. Bases 1 to 897 code for a protein of 298 amino acids. Gene Ontology annotation, biological process: DNA repair; telomere maintenance. The transcript is spliced from 2 exons.